Phragmites australis (common reed) is the source of this 1308-nucleotide messenger RNA. RefSeq names its product probable prolyl 4-hydroxylase 6. Gene Ontology annotation, cellular component: endoplasmic reticulum. Gene Ontology annotation, biological process: peptidyl-proline hydroxylation to 4-hydroxy-L-proline. The coding region runs from base 106 to 1047 and encodes 313 amino acids. The transcript is spliced from 7 exons. NCBI's taxonomy places the organism in Eukaryota, Viridiplantae, Streptophyta, Magnoliopsida, Poales, Poaceae. The record is from RefSeq and is a predicted model, not a curated record. Gene Ontology annotation, molecular function: L-ascorbic acid binding; iron ion binding; procollagen-proline 4-dioxygenase activity.
GAGAGAAUUGCGGAUCUAUCAAUUUGCAGGGGUCUGGAUCCCAAAGGGGGCAGAGUUCCAGAGCUGCAGCCUGCAGGGCAGGGGAAGGGAAGAAAAUAGGAGAGAAUGGGAUCUGGUAUUGGAGCCUUGCUGGUGCUUGUAGCAGCAUGUCUCACGCUUGCGCCGCCCUGCGUUCUGGCUUCUUCUCGCAAGUUUGAUUUGAGCAUCGCACGACCAAACUUGGUAAACUUCACAGGUGGUCCAUUUUCUUUAAGCCCCCGAUUUGCUUUUGACUCUUCAAAAUCGAAGCGACUCUCAUGGCAUCCUAGGGUCUUCUUGUAUGAAGGUUUCCUUUCUGACAUGGAAUGCGACUACUUAAUAUCUAUGGCACGUGAUAAGAUGGAUUCUUCUUUAGUUAAUGAAGGUGCUAGAGAUAAUUUGCAGAACAACACUAAUGCAAACAUCAAAGCAUACCUGGUUGAUAGCAAAGACACAAUUGUUUCAAAGAUCGAGGAUAGGAUAUCAACAUGGAGCUUUCUUCCAAAAGAAUAUGGAGGGAGUAUGCAGAUUUUGAAGUAUAGGGUGAACAAAAGUGGCUAUAACAAGGAUGAACCUCAAUCAAGCAGUAGGGGUGAUAGACUAGUGACAAUUUUGAUGUAUCUUUCUGAUGUCAAGCGAGGUGGUGAAACUGUCUUCCCCAGAUCUGAGCUGAAGGGCGCUCAAGUUGACCAGGGGACACCAUCUGAAUGUUCCGGUUAUGCAGUGCAUCCUGUUAAGGGCAAUGCAAUUUUGUUGUUCGAUUUAAAGCCUGAUGGAGUAAUAGACCAGGACGGCCAAUAUGAAGUGUGUUCUGUCCUUGAAGGUGAGGAAUGGCUGGCCAUAAAACAUAUCCAUUUGAGAAAGAUUGAUACUCCAAAAUCUUCACUGGCGUAUGAGGAUGAGUGCACAGAUGAAGAUGAUAGAUGUUUCAGUUGGGCUACUGGUGGGGAAUGUGACAGGAAUUCAGUCUUCAUGAUUGGCAGUCCGGACUACUAUGGCACUUGUCGGAAGAGCUGUCGUGCGUGCUGAGCGUUUUUAGAUUUUCUUGAGUGCAAACAUGAAUGUUGUUGGCAGAGAAUGGCUCAACUAAGUGUAUAUGGUGCCAGAUUUUUCUUUACACGUGUCAGGGAAUAUAGUUUAGACUUCCCCUUUUCUGUUUGUGACAGUCUGGAUGUCUAGUUGAGUUCUUAGAUUCACCCCAGAUUAUAAAAUAAUGUGCAGUUCAUUUUGUUCCAUAGACAAUUUUUUGCUAUGCCAGCAUGGCUAAUCGAGUGUUUUUAUUCAGAGUUA